Molecule: messenger RNA, 1277 nt
Organism: Nannospalax galili (Upper Galilee mountains blind mole rat)
Lineage: Eukaryota; Metazoa; Chordata; Mammalia; Rodentia; Spalacidae
Gene: Rbfa
Product: ribosome binding factor A
Exons: 6
Coding region: 36-1028 (330 amino acids)
Biological process (GO): rRNA processing
Source: RefSeq, a predicted model, not a curated record
UUUCCCAGUCAAGCGUGCUGCCAUUUCUUUGCGGGAUGUGGGCCACGGCGGCGUGGCUGCGGGGCUCUAGCUCCCCGCUGCGGGCCUUGCAUAGCUCCGCCGCCUCCUGCGGCAGCAAGAACUUGCUCAAGAAAUUUGCCUCUAAAACCAAAAAGAAGUUUUGGUAUGAAGGUCCUUCCCUGGGGUCUCACUUGAAUCACAAGCAGUCAAAGUUCGAAUUCCUCACAAAGAACACCUCAAAGAAGACUAGGAAGGAAGAUCAUGUGCGUCUGAGGGCCCUGAAUGGCCUCCUUUACAAAGCACUGAUGGAUUUGCUGUGCACCCCUGAAGUGAGCCAGGAGGUCUAUGACCUGAAUGUGGAGCUCUCCAAGGUUUCGCUGACAUCAGACUUCUCAGCCUGCCGAGUGUACUGGAAGACAGGUCUCUCUGCAGACCAGAACAAGCACACGCAGGCCGUCCUGCAGAGGAGCGCCGCCUACAUGAGGCACCUUUUGAUAACUCAGCAGACCCUGAGGAAUGUCCCACCCAUAGUGUUUGUUCAAGACAGAAAAGACACAGUGUUGGCUGAGGUAGAUCAAUUAUUGGCGGGGGCUGACUUUGGACCUCCGGAUGAAAGGGAUGACUUGGCACAGGAUGCUUUGAGGAAACAUGGUAUCUUGUCAUCACAUGAUACCCCAGAACCUACCACACACCUCAGUCUGUGUGGGAUUGAUCAUGAGGCACUCAAUAAGCAAAUAAUGGAGUAUAAGUGCAGGAAGGAGAAAGGGCUCCCGUGCAUGAGCCUGGCGCUACCAUCAGAGCAGAAGCAGGUGACUGAGCUGACUCCACUGCUGAGGAGGAGAAAGAAGUCCUCAUCGCGCCGGGACUGGGACACCUCCCCCAGAAGUUUCCUUUUGGGUGAGGAGGACAAGGAUGAGGACAGCACCACAGGAUACGAAUGCCAAACCCAAGAGACAGAGGAAUGGGAAGAGGAGGCUGAAGGUGUUGGGGUGCAGCAGGGCUUCUGUGACAAAAAUGAGCAGAAGUAGGAGCAAGGCCUCCAUGCUGCCUGCCCCUGCGUUUGUGUGGGAAUGUGGGAAGAAGCAUCUGAGCAAAUGCAUGGUCUGUACUUCAGAGAUCGUUGAUUAAGGUGAAGCCCUUGAUGCUGGAGUUCAUUCUCCUGCUAUUUGACACUCAGUAGCUUUUCCAUGAAUCUGAAUAAUUUCCUGCCAAAACUCACUGUUUUUUUCCUCAACAUUAAUGUAGAGUUCAAAAAUAAAUGGACAUCUUAUCACUGA